AUGUCCCAUACUCUUGCUACUCUUAAGCGACUUCUCAGUGAUUAUUACAACCAACUAGAAACAUUGGCAUUGGGUUUAAAAAAUGACGGCCUGGAAUCCAUCGACCCAAAGUCCGACGAGGAAAAUACUUUUUCAACUUAUGGUACCAACAACUGUUUCCAGCGCUGGGAAGACGUGGUAAAUUCUAUUGAGAAAGCUACCAUUGGAACCAAACAGCAGCUGAAAGUGUACUCUAAAGAAUUAGGCAGGCUAGCUCAACCUUCACUAAAGAUGGCUGAGGAAUUUGACGAGCAUUUGCGUGAAGUAAUCAGAUUAAUAAGUAUUGCCUCUGACUACAUGCUACUUCUACAAGUGCACAUAGAUUCCUUUAAGUCCCUCCGGGACUCACAAAGCAACCCAAGGGAAUCGGAUGAAAGCAAACCCAAUAAAGCGUUGAUGGCAAAUUCUGCGGUGGAACACCUACCCACAUUACCCAUUCCGAUAUUCAGCGGCGACAUAGACGAAUGGGACACUUUUUGGGAAUUUUUCAGUUCGAAUGUACAUUCGCAACCACUACCCGAGAUAUACAAGCUUAAUUAUCUUCUUUGUGCUCUUAAAGGCGAAGCUCUUGAAUCAAUAAAGAUGUUUCAAAUAACUAGAGAGAAUUAUCAAAAAGUGGUCGACUUUCUACGGAAAAAGUAUGGGAAUGCCGAAGAGCUUAUAUUCCGUCUUACUGAAAAGCUCGAGAAUUGCUCUCUUCGUUCUACUACAAUGUCUGACAAGCGGAAGCAACUUGAACAACUGGUGACAAUAACUGAACGGCCAAAUCAAAAAGGGAAGAACUUGGGUACUCAGCGGCUGGUCGAACAAUUUUUGUUGAAGUUUCCUCAUGACACACAACGCAAAGUACUUGCGAAGAAACAGAACGUUGUGGCGAACAGCCACUUCCGAAUGCAAGCACUCCUACAGUUUCUCGAGGAAGUUAUUCCCAAUGAAGGAAUGCUAGUACAUUAUGCUAGGCGUGAGCCGUCACCAACAAACAAUAGCAAUUUAGCUCGUCAAAAUCUGGAGAAAGGUCAUGCUAUAAGUGUCAGUGGAGGCAUCACACAUCGUGCUGCUUCCCAAAAUCGAAAGGCUUAA
Messenger RNA from Angiostrongylus costaricensis, 1119 nucleotides. The record is from the annotation of a GenBank genome assembly. NCBI's taxonomy places the organism in Eukaryota, Metazoa, Nematoda, Chromadorea, Rhabditida, Metastrongylidae.